UCCUUUUCCAGGAUUUGAAGAAAAGGUUGUUAAGUGGUACUUUGUACGUAGGCACUCCCCCAUGUAACUUGCAAAAACUGCAAAAAAUAUUGCAAACUAACUACUCUUUAUAACCACUUCUUUUAUUAUUUAUAUCUGAGUUUCAUAUAUUUCCCUAGUGAUUAUUAUCAUUCCAUGUCAAAACUUGGUGGGUCAAUGACCCCAGACGAUUUUGGCAGUAGCCGAGGAAGCUGGCCUGGGCUAUCCGCACCGAGCUUCCGAGAUGUUCUAGCCGGUGUUCCGGACGACGUAUUCGGUAGCCGGAGAUGGGAGGAGCAGCAGGAGGAGGAGGAGGAGCUCAGGUGGGCCGCUAUCGAGCGGUUGCCUACCUUUGAAAGGCUAAGGAAAGGGGUGCUUAGAAGAGUACUUGAAGAUGGUAAAAUGGUGGAGAAUGAGGUUGAUCUUCAUAAUAUGGGGAGGCAAGAUAGGAAGGUAUUGGUUGAUACUAUUCUUAGAGUUGUUGAUCAAGAUAAUGAAAAGUUCCUUAGAAGACUCAGGGACAGGAUUGAUAAAGUGGGGAUAGAGAUACCAAAAAUUGAAGUAAGAUACGAGCAUCUGUUCGUAGAAGGAAAUGUACAUGUGGGGAGUAGAGCCUUGCCAACCUUGCUUAAUUCUACAAUGAACUCACUCGAGGCGAUAUUAGGAUUGGUGGGACUAACCCCAUCAAAGAAGAGAACCCUCAACAUACUUCAACAUGUCUCUGGGAUUGUCAAACCCUCCAGGAUGACAUUACUUUUGGGGCCUCCAGGUGCAGGAAAAACUACAUUUUUACUGGCACUUGCAGGAAAGCUGGAUAAAGAUCUCAAGGUUGAUGGGAAAAUAACGUAUUGUGGUCAUGAGUUAAGAGAAUUUGUUCCCCAGAGGACCUGUGCAUAUAUUAGUCAAAAUGAUCUUCAUAAUGGAGAGUUGACCGUAAGAGAGACAUUAGAUUUUUCAGGGCGAUGCUUAGGGGUUGGGACGAGGUAUGAGCUGUUGGCAGAUCUCUCCAGAAGAGAGAAGCAAGCAGGAAUUAUGCCAGACCCUGAGAUUGAUGCCUUCAUGAAGGCCAUAGCAAUGCCAGGCCAAGAAACUAGUCUAGUUACUGAUUAUAUUCUAAAGAUACUUGGACUGGAUAUAUGUGCGGAUAUCAUAGUAGGCAAUGAAAUGCAAAGGGGUAUCUCUGGUGGCCAAAAGAAGCGUGUAACUACUGGCGAAAUGUUGGUUGGUCCAGCAAAAGUUCUACUUAUGGAUGAAAUUUCAACAGGGCUGGAUAGUUCCACCACUUUUCAGAUAUGCAAGUAUAUGAGGCAAAUGGUUCAUAUAAUGGAUGUAACAAUGAUCAUUUCUCUCCUACAACCGGCUCCUGAAACGUAUGAACUCUUUGAUGACGUUAUCCUUCUUUCUGAAGGCCAGAUUGUCUAUCAGGGCCCACGUGAAGAGGUUGUCGAGUUCUUUGAAUACAUGGGCUUCAAAUGCCCGGAGAGGAAAGGAAUAGCUGAUUUUCUGCAAGAAGUGACUUCCAAGAAAGAUCAAGAACAGUUUUGGUCUAGAAAUGACCAACCUUAUCAUUACAUUUCAGUUUUUGAUUUCACGCAGGGCUUCCAAUCUUUCAAAACUGGGGAAAAGCUAGCGUCUGAUCUAGUGAUUCCUUUUGAUAAAUCAAAUGUCCACCCAGCCGCUUUAGUCAAAGAAAAGUAUGGUAUCUCCAAUUGGGAGUUAUUUAAGGCCUGUUUUUGGAGAGAAUGGUUGUUAAUGAAACGAAACUCAUUUAUAUACAUCUUCAAGACUACACAAAUAACAAUAAUGUCAUUAAUUACAAUGACUGUAUUCCUUAGAACGACAAUGGAUCAUAAAUCAGUCACAGAUGGUGGAAAAUACAUGGGGGCCUUGUUUUUUAGCCUCAUAAAUAUUAUGUUUAAUGGUUUUGCGGAACUCUCCUUGACUGUUCUUCGCCUCCCGAUUUUCUACAAGCAGAGAGACUUCUUGUUCUACCCUGCAUGGGCUUAUGCGCUACCAGUUUGGGUCCUUAGAAUUCCACUAUCGUUCGUGGAAUCAGCAAUAUGGACCAUUCUCACCUACUACACUAUUGGCUUUGCUCCAGCUGCUAGCAGGUUUUUCUGCCAGUUGCUAGCGUACUUCUGUAUCCAUCAGAUGGCUUUGUCCCUUUUCCGAUUCCUUGGUGCUGCGGGAAGAACCGUCGUGGUUGCUAAUAAUGUUGGUAUUUUUGCAUUGCUACUAAUUUUUGUCCUGGGUGGUUUUAUCAUCGCAAAAGGUGACAUUGGUCCCUGGAUGAUAUGGGGCUACUACCUUUCGCCUAUGAUGUAUGGUCAGAAUGCUUUAGUUAUUAAUGAGUUUCUUGACGAACGAUGGAGCACUCCUAAUGCAGACUCCAGUAUACGUGAACCUACCAUUGGUAAAGUCCUCCUUGCUUCAAGAGGCUUCUUUAAACAACAGUAUUGGUAUUGGAUCUGUAUUGGAGCUCUUUUGGGGUUCUCUCUCCUUUUCAACCUGUUCUAUAUCCUGUCGCUGACAUUCUUAAGUCCUUUUAGUGAUUCGAAAACCGUAUUAUUGAAUGAUGAUGAUGACAAAAAGAGCAAUAGGACGUACAAGGACAGACUUAAUGGUUUGGAUACAGAGGAUAUGAAUCUGCAUCUAGGCAGUACUAAUUCAAACGGUGAUGUUCCCAUAAGGGGAAUGAUUUUGCCUUUCAAACCUCUUUCACUCACGUUCCAGCAUGUCAGUUACUAUGUGGAUAUGCCUGCAGAAAUGAAAAUCCGAGGUUAUGAUGAAGAUCGCCUCCAACUCUUACGAGAUGUUAGUGGUGCUUUUAGGCCUGGGAUACUGACAGCAUUAGUGGGUGUUAGUGGGGCUGGAAAGACCACGCUGAUGGAUGUGCUGGCUGGAAGGAAAACUGGUGGCUAUAUUGAAGGUAGCAUAAGCAUAUCUGGCUACCCAAAGAACCAGUCAACCUUUGCUCGAAUAAGUGGUUAUUGUGAACAAACUGACAUUCAUUCACCACAUGUCACUGUCUGUGAGUCUCUCAUGUACUCGGCCUGGCUUCGGCUUUCCUCUGAUGUGGACACAAAGACACGAAAGAUGUUCAUUGAAGAAGUAAUGGAGUUGAUUGAGCUUAAACCAUUAAGAGAUGCUCUAGUUGGCCUUCCUGGCAUUCAUGGCCUUUCAACAGAACAAAGGAAGAGAUUGACGAUUGCAGUAGAGUUAGUUGCUAAUCCUUCGAUUAUCUUUAUGGAUGAACCGACAUCUGGGCUUGAUGCAAGAGCUGCCGCUAUUGUCAUGCGCACUGUGAGAAACACGGUGGAUACUGGUAGAACUGUUGUCUGCACCAUUCAUCAGCCAAGCAUUGAUAUCUUUGAGGCUUUCGACGAGCUCCUGUUGAUGAAGAGAGGAGGACAAGUUCUUUAUGCAGGCCCCCUUGGCCACCGUUCUCAAGAGCUCAUUGAAUACUUUGGAGCUGUUCCAGGAGUGCCUAAGAUCAAGGAUGGUUAUAACCCUGCUACAUGGAUGCUAGAUAUUAGUACUUCUCAAGCAGAGUCUCAACUGGAUAUAGAUUUUGCAGGAUAUUAUGCUAAUUCAUCACUUUACCAGAGGAAUCAAGAUCUCAUAAAAGAACUAAGUACUGCAACACCGGGCUCUAGCGAUCUCCACUUCCCAACUAGAUACUCUCAACCAUUCUUUGUUCAGUUUAAGGCUUGUUUUUGGAAGCAAUAUUGGUCUUAUUGGCGGAAUCCACAAUACAAUGUUGUUCGAUUCGUUUUGACCAUAGCGAUCGGUGUUAUCUUUGGUGUUAUAUUCUGGAACAAGGGACGUAAAAUAUCCAAAGAACAAGACCUAAUGAAUUUGUUAGGAGCUAUGUAUUCUGCUGUACUUUUCCUUGGAGCCACUAAUGCUUCAGCUGUGCAAGCUGUUGUUGCCAUUGAGAGAACAGUAUUCUACCGUGAAAAAGCUGCAGGGAUGUACUCAGCAUUUCCCUAUGCAUUGGCUCAGGUGGCAAUAGAAGCAAUCUACACUGUGAUUCAGACAUUACUAUACACCCUUCUCCUCUACUCUAUGAUUGGAUUUGAGUGGAAAAUUGGAAAAUUUGUUUAUUUCUGGUACUUCAUAACGACAUGCUUCAUCUACUUCGCAAUGUACGGAAUGAUGCUUGUCUCUCUCACACCUGGUCAUCAAGUUGCUGGAAUUUUGAUGGGUUUCUUCCUCAGUCUCUGGAAUCUGUUUGCUGGAUUUCUGAUUCCUCGACCGCAAAUACCAAUAUGGUGGAGAUGGUACUAUUGGGCUUCCCCGGUUUCGUGGACAUUAUACGGCCUAGUUACUUCACAAGUGGGCGAUACGAGUUCACUUCUUCAUAUACCUGGUUCUAGCAAUCAGUCUGUGAAGGUUUAUCUGAAAGAAUUUUUGGGUUAUGACUAUGACUUUCUGCCUGUUAUUGCUGUUGGACAUCUUGGUUGGGUCCUCUUCUUCUUUCUUAUCUUUGCCUAUGGCAUCAAGUACCUUAACUUUCAGAAGAGAUAAUAUGGAAGAACUUGAUACUAUCUCCAUUCCGUGAUAGCUAGUCACUCGCCAGAAUCAAACUUUGACCGUUAAUUUCUCUCAUUAUAUAUUUAUAAAAAAAAACUAUACAAAAUUAACAUUAUAAGUUUAUAACAGUUGAUUUUAACACAAAUCUUAUCUAUUGAUAUGUAAUGAGAGAAAUCAUUAGUCAAAAUUGGUUCUUGAAAAGUGAGUGACAGAUAAUACAAAUUAAAGAGCAAGGAUUAGAUGACAUUGCUGUGACAAAUAUAGAAUAGAAAGUAAAUUGUGUGAUUAAUACAGAUGCAAGGUCUUAUUUUUAUCUAUUUAUUUUGCUUUGGAAUAUUAGUAUUAGCUUCAUUUAUUUUUUUGGGUGCAAAAAAAUAGUUUCAUUUAUGUGUUCACAUAGAUGAAACAAGGUGCACAUGUUGGCAGCCUGUUUCUGUACACAUUAAAUGAAAAUGAUACAUAUUUGUAUAUUAAAAAGCUGUUUGUCAUUA
Messenger RNA from Beta vulgaris subsp. vulgaris (sugar beet), 5045 nucleotides. RefSeq names its product ABC transporter G family member 39. The transcript is spliced from 19 exons. Gene Ontology annotation, cellular component: membrane. The coding region runs from base 175 to 4548 and encodes 1457 amino acids. The record is from RefSeq and is a predicted model, not a curated record. Gene Ontology annotation, molecular function: ABC-type transporter activity; ATP hydrolysis activity; ATP binding. Lineage: Eukaryota; Viridiplantae; Streptophyta; Magnoliopsida; Caryophyllales; Amaranthaceae.